GGGGUGUUAAAUUAAAUAAGAAGUAAAAUUUUAUUAAAAAAAUAAAAAAAAUAUAAAUUAAACGUAUUUGACACGUGGCAGCACCUGAUUGGCGUGUGUAUUUCACUCUCCUUGUUGUGACUGAGAUUCAGCGAAAAAUGGGGUGUUUGCAACGGACUAAGUAAGAAUCGUGGGGUAAUGGGUUGAAUUCAAAGUUUAGGUGUCUUUUUGUAAAUCUCGGCCAACAUCAGUGGGGUAAUUAUGUAUUUACUCUUUUGUUUAUUGGAUCUUCAUGACUAUAUAAUCAUAUUUAUUAUUAGUUAAUAUUAGUUGAUCAUAUAUGCUGGAAAAGUUGAAUUUGUCUAAAGGUGAUAAAACCUUCUUUGUUAUUUUAAUGAAAGUAAAAGAAAAUGGAUUCCAAAUAUUCAGUAUUUUACAACUAUUUGUUUAAGCUGCAAUGAAUUGACUUUUCUAUUGGGUGUUUAGGACGUGUUUAUUGAUGAAUGAUUACUAAAAUAAAUAUUCUUCUUUAAAAUUAAAAAAGAGUCAAAAGUUUAAAUAUUUUCUCGGACUAAUAAUAAGUUUAAAAAAAAAGGGCAGCCCGGUGCACUAAAGCUACCGCUAUGCGCGGUGUCCGAGGAAGGGCCCCACCACAAGGGUGUACCGUAUGCAGCCUUACCUUGCAUUUCUGCCAGAGGCUGUUUUCAAGGAGGUCAAAAGUUGUAGUUUGUAAAAUAAGGAACAAAAUGUUAUUUUUAUUUUUUAUAAAACGUGUGUUUGUGAGUUAUGAAAAUAUCAACAUCUCCAAUUCUUAUACUUACAAUUCCUAUCAUAACCAUGAGUUUACUAUACAUACUGUUUUCCCUAAAUGGGUUUUCAUUUUUUAUUUCAAUAAGCUAAAAAAAAAACUCAAGAAUCAUAGACAACAUAAUAGGUCACGAUUUUACAUUCUAAUUCAAGACCUAUCCAAAAAAAAGGUUAGAAAAGAGAGGAAAAACCUAUUUUUGUAAGGAAGCAAACUUGUAAGAGAAUGAGUUAGGUUCUUAAUGUCAAGAAAAUUAAGAUUUAACAUACAAGAAAAAAUUAACGAUGAAGUUGGAAAGCCUUGCUACUGGCCAUUCGUUAUAAUAAAAUUUAUCAUACCAAUUUAAGCCGAUUCUAAGAGGGAUAGAUUCUAAACAUGUCAGGUGCUUAUCUAGAUUGGGAAAAGUGGGAACGAUCCAUAAAUGACUCAAAGGCGCGAGAAAUAUAUUAAAACUUGUGGUAUGACCAGAAAAUACUGCUACCGUCAAGUCACGCAUUAAUAUAAUAAAACAGUUCUAAAGAAAUUCAAAAAUAAUAGUGAGAUAGAAGUUACUUUUAGGCUAAUAAAUAUCAUAUAUUCAAGAGAUUAAUUUAAGCCAGACGUAAGUCAUCAAAACGACAGUGCUAGAAUCACAGAUUUCGAGGGGUGCCUCACACCUUCCUCUCAAUCAACAGAAUUGCUUAUCCGGAUUCCUAAUUCGCAGACCAAAAAGGAAGAGUCAUUUCCUUUUGAUUGGGGAUUCAAUAAGGUGAUUUGGAACACCCAAACUCAAUUUCAAGUGGCGACGCUGUAAAAUAAAUAAUCCCUUUUCAAAACCUCACUUUAACUGGAAAAAUCCAUUUUCUCUAAAACCAACUCCCUAGCGGGGUGGGGCGGUAAAAAUAAGGGUGUGACACAUAUAAAUCGGGGAAGAAGAAGUAUAAAAAUAUUAAUAGUGCUCCUAAAUGAUCAAGCUAACAACACAAUUUACUUUUUCUGUGGGUGAAAAGUGUUUGAAGUGAGAACAUAAUGGGUUAGAUUUCAAAUUCACUAGCCCAAAUUGCGAAGCCCAAACAACAUUUGGAUUUUAAUUUCUAACAAAAAUCGGAUGAUCUUGGCCCGUCAAUCGCCUUGGGUAGGUCUAUUUACUUUUUUCCUGAGAAAGACGAUCGAGCUUGGCUCUAUUAUGUAAAUUGGACGAUAAUCGAAUUACGAACAAAAAUGGGGUUUCUAUUUUAUUUAUUUAUUUAAUUUAUUGAUAACCGUGUGUCCGUGCCAGCUUUAGCGCACCCUAACAAAAAUGAGGAUUUUAUUGAUAUAUCAAAUUACAAUUCCCCUAGCUAUUACACCAAAUUUCACUACUAAAUUGGAGACUACAACUGAAUUUGAAACUACUAAGAAUAUCCCAACGCCGAACUCCAAUUUUCACUAGAGUAAUCAUAAUCCUAAACUGGCUUGUAAUGGCCAUUUUAAUGUAUUUUCUUAUUUAAUUUUUGCCUUUAGAUCUCCUAAUAAAUGAAUUGAUCUGGUCCGCUCAUGCUUUGUGUCGGCUAUAGUCUUCAAUUGAUCUCCACGAUUCUUUCAUUUCGUCUGAUUAGAUGUGAAGCCUCCUCGUGUCCUUCUACAUCCCCAAUUAUACAAAAGCUCACAGAAACCCUAAUUGCAACUAGACCGCUUAGGAUCCUUACAGCCACCACUUUCCAGCAAUUACAAAAGCUUUUCUGCUCCGUUCUUCGGCCGCAAAAUCAAGCUCUAUCUGCAACAAAUGGCCAAGGAAUCAAUUCUCCGUCUACAAUUCCAAUUGCAUAUCUCCAAUCACAAUCACAAGGCCAACAGAUGCUCGCUGGAUUUCCUGGGUCAUUUCAGUUGUCUCAGCUAUCUGCUACACAUGCCCAAGGAAUCAAUUUACCGCAGGCAAAUCUAAUUGCAUAUCUCCAGUCACAAUCACAAGGCCAACAACAGAUGCCCCCUGGAUUUCCUGGGUCAUUGCAGUUAUUUCAGCUAUCUGCAGCACAUGCCCAAGCAAUCAAUUUGCCGCGGACAAAUCCAAUUGCACAUAUCCAGCCACAAUCACAAGACCAACAACAGAUGCCCCCUGGAUUUCCUGGGUCAUUUCAGCUAUCUGCAGCACAUGCUCAAGCAAUUGCCCAAGCUCAGUUGAAAGAUCCGGCUCAAGCACAAGCUGAACAUGCGCGAUUUCAAGCCCAGUUACAAGCUCAGCAUUUGUCUCUUAGCCAGGCUCAUGGUCUUGGAAAUGUCGGUUCUUCUUCACCUUCGAUGCCUGGAAGUAGUUCGGCAAAACGGUUGCCUCAAAAACCUCUGGUGCGUCCACCUGCAUUUACGACUACUAAUAUGAUUUCUCCGAUGAGAACAAAGCAGCUUUCAGCUGCUUCUCGGAAGAAAAAACAGAAGCUUCCUGAGAAGCACUUGCACGAGAAGGUGGCGGCUAUUUUACCUGAAUCUGCACUUUAUACUCAGCUUCUUGAGUUUGAAUCUCGGGUUGAUUCUGCUUUAGCUAGAAAGAAAGUUGACAUCCAGGAGUCCUUGAAGAAUCCACCUACUACUCAGAAAACGCUUCGAAUUUAUGUCUUCAAUACUUUUGCUAAUCAGGUUAUGACUAUUCCUAAGAAGCCAAAGGAUGAACCUCCUUUGUGGACCCUUAAGAUUGUAGGAAGGAUUUUGGAGGAGGGAAUGGAUGCUGAACAAGCUGCCAUGUUUCAGAAGUCUAGCCCCAUGUACCCAAAGUUUUCGACUUUCUUCAAAAGAGUCACCAUUUCGUUGGACCAUAAACUGUAUCCUGAUAACCAUCUUAUAAUAUGGGACUCUGCGCGAUCUCCUGCACCUCAGGAUGGUUUCGAGGUCAAAAGAAAGGGAGAGGAAGAGUUCACUGUUAAUUUAGGACUAGAGUUGAAUUACAUGCCUGAGAAAUACAAACUUUCACCAGCUUUAACUGAAGUUCUUGGUAUUGAUGUUGAGACUCGUGUGAGAAUUAUAUCUUCUCUCUGGCAUUAUGUCAAGGUUCAAAAGUUGCAGAACCCUGAUGAUCCUUCUUACUUCAACUGUGAUUCUCCACUUCAGAAAGUUUUCGGGGAAGGAAAGGUUAAGUUCGAUACAGUUGCACAAAAGAUCACACCUCAUUUGUCUCCUCCACAACCCAUACAUUUGGAACACAGGAUUAAACUUUCUGGUAAUAACCCUGCUGGAAUUGAUGCUUGUUAUGAUGUAAUGGUUGAUGUGCCAUUCCCUAUCCAGAGGGAACUGAAUGCUCUACUGGCGAACACAGAAGAGACCAAAGAGAUUCAAGCUUGUGAAGAAGCAAUUGUUUCUGACAUAAGGAAGAUCCAUGAGCAUAGAAGGAGAAGGGCUCAUUUUCUCGGUUUUAGUCAAUCGCCUGUUGAGUUUAUUGAUGCAGUUCUAGAAUCCCAGAGCAAGGAUCUGAAAGUUGGUGCGGAGGAAAGUCGCAGUGCUGAGAAAGAGAGUCGGUCUCCAUUUUAUAGCCAACCAUGGGUUGAGGAUGCUGUUAUCCGCUACCUGAAUCGCAAGCCAACUUCUAAUGCCCCUGGAAGUGGAUGAACUGAACUGGAUUCUUGCCUGCUUCUAGGAUGUUUAUGUAGAGUGUUGUCUGACAUCUUGUGAAAUAGCAGUUUCAAUAUGCUUGGCCGUUGAAGCAUCUCUACGCUUUAUGAAUAGAAGUUCAGUGUUUCAAUUUUCAUAAUUGAAGAAAAAAACUAUGUUGCUAAGUGGCAAAACAUGUAAAAGAGUAGGAUAUCUGGAUGGUUUAACGUCUGAUGAUAAGACUUAGAUUAUGGAUCUUCUUUAGUAUUCCUGCUUCUGUUUGUUAUUC
Capsicum annuum is the source of this 4607-nucleotide messenger RNA. RefSeq names its product SWI/SNF complex component SNF12 homolog. Gene Ontology annotation, cellular component: nucleus; SWI/SNF complex. The record is from RefSeq and is a predicted model, not a curated record. Lineage: Eukaryota; Viridiplantae; Streptophyta; Magnoliopsida; Solanales; Solanaceae. Gene Ontology annotation, biological process: regulation of transcription by RNA polymerase II. The coding region runs from base 2300 to 4336 and encodes 678 amino acids. The transcript has 3 exons.